Xenopus laevis (African clawed frog) is the source of this 4143-nucleotide messenger RNA. RefSeq names its product E3 ubiquitin/ISG15 ligase TRIM25. The record is from RefSeq and is a predicted model, not a curated record. Bases 184 to 1758 code for a protein of 524 amino acids. The transcript has a single exon. Lineage: Eukaryota; Metazoa; Chordata; Amphibia; Anura; Pipidae.
AAUGUGCAGAGCUGCCACUUGGCCCCUCUAGGGAGUGAAUGGGAAAUUAAGAGUUAACAGGAAACUAAAAUCCAAAUAAAAACCUUGCCCCACCCUGUAUGAGAAAGAGAGAUAAAACAAGUCCAACUGGUUCUAGAGAGAGAGAGUAAAGUUCAGUUUCAUUUCUUGUUCCUGAGUUCAGUGAUGGCGGCUGCUGAUCUGAGAGACGAGCUGACCUGCUCCAUCUGCUUGAGCAUUUAUACUGAUCCUGUAUCCCUGCCGUGUGGCCAUAACUUCUGCCGGGGCUGUAUUGAGAAGGUGCUGGAUACCCAGGAGGGAUCUGGGGCUUAUUCCUGCCCUGAAUGCAGACAGGAGUUUAAGGAGCGCCCUGCCCUGCCCAGGAACAGAACUCUGGGUAACAUCGCAGAGAGAUUCCGUCCAACUGAGAUAGAGCCGGGGGGGACUGGGAUCUUCUGCACCUACUGUGUCCUCUCUCCUGUACCUGCUGCUAAAUCCUGUCUCCUGUGUGAGGCUUCUCUGUGUGAUACCCACCUGAGGGGGCACAGCAAGUCAGCAGAACAUGUACUGACCCAACCCACCGACUCCUUUAUGGAGAGAAAAUGUUCUGUACAUCACAAGGUUCUGGAGUAUUUCUGCUGUGAGGAGUCUGUCUGUGUCUGUGUGUCCUGCUGUCUGGCCGGAGAGCACAGGGGCCACAGGGUGGAGCUGCUGAGUGAGGCCUCUGAGAAGAAGAAAGAGAAACUGAGGAAAGUUAUGAAGAAACUGAGGCCAGAGAGAGAGGAGACUGAGAGAGGAGCCCAGAGACUGCAGGAGCGCAGGAGAGAAGUGGCAGAAAAAGCAGCUGGUGAGACAGAGAGAGUCACUGCCCUGUUUAGAGACAUCAGGGAACAGCUGGAAGCCCUAGAGAAGCGACUCCUGAGUGACAUCUCCAGCCAGAAAGAGAAGCUCUCACUCACACUCACUGAUCUGAUGGAGCAGCUGGAAAUAAAGAAGGACGAGCUGUCCAGGAAGAUCCGUCACAUUGAGGAGCUGUGCAACAUGGCAGAUCCACUCACUGUCCUACAGGAACGGGAAUCACAUGGAGCUGCAGAUAAUGAGGGGGGCAGAGAGAGACAUGAUAUAAAGGUCCCUGCUGUAGGGGAUCUGGAUGUGGAUCUGAUCUCAGAGACAUUACUCACAGGCUUAGCUGCCAUUGUGACUGGGGGAAAGGGAAGGUGGAUCUAUGAGCAGAAGGCUACAGACCUGUUACUGGAUAUAAACACGGCUCAUAAUCUUGUAUCUGUAUCAGGGGACAGGAAAUCUGCUUCCUACUCACUAACAAAACUACAUUACCCACAAUCCCCAGACAGAUUUCAGGAUUAUUCUCAGACUUUAAGCAGCAGGAGUUUCCCCUCGGGGCGACAUUACUGGGAAGUGGAGGUCAGUGAAUCAGGGGAGAGGAGGGUAGGGGUGGCCUAUCCCAGUAUAGAGAGGAGAGGGGUUCAGUCCUGGAUUGGGAAUAAUAACAAGUCCUGGUGUUUAUGCAAAUGGGAUAAUAAAUAUUCAGUGAGACAUGACAGUAAAGACACACGGUUACCCCAUGUCCCUUCCUGCAGGAGAAUUAGGAUCUCACUGGACUAUGAGGCCGGACGUCUGUCCUUUUAUGAGCUGAGUGAGCCAAUCAGACACUUACACACCUUCACUGCCAAAUUCACUGAGCCCCUUCAUGCUGCAUUCUGGGUAUGGGAUGUUAACUCUUGUGUGAGAAUCAUUAGUUAGGACCCAUUCUCAGAGUUGUCCCUACCCUGUGAUACAGGAGCCAGUGACUGAGUUGCUAUUAUGUAUGUAAAUACCAUUAAUUGCAUUUUACAUUUUUAAAAAUAUUAAGCAUGUUGUCUGGGCUCCAAAAUGGGGUGCAGAGACCUGUGUUGCCCCAAUGAAUACAGUGACACCAUGACCAGUGUUGGACUGGCCCACCAGCAUACUAGGAAAAGUCCUGUGGGCCCCCUGCUCCAUUGUGCCUUGUAUGUCUGUAUCUAACUCAUUCCUCUUUUCUGUAUAAGAACAAAGAGCAGAAAUGGGGAGAAGAGACUGGGAGAAUGAAGACACAGAGUGAGGAGAAGAGGAAAAUAAUGGGAGAGUGGGGACUGGGCCUUUGGUCUUCGGUUUUCUGGUUGGUCCCUGGCGCCCCAUUCUGACACCAGCCAUGACUGACAGGUGGGGAGGGUCCUUUUGCACCCCUAAAAGCUUCUGCAGUUCUGCAGAUGCAGGUUGAGAGUGUUGCUCUAUUAAAUAAUGGUACCAGUAUGGUUGUAACAGAUACAGAAUAAGCAAAUGUGUUAAAUCAGUUCUUUUCUUCAGUGUAUACAAUAGAGGAGUGUGAGUUCCUAGGUUCACUCUCUUGUCCCUCAUUAAAUCUGUUCAGGUACUUUACAUCAUGUUCUUGCUUAGUAGAAGCAACUACUAGCAGACUUUAUUCCAAAUGGUAGCCGAUUGAAUUUGUAGCACCCCAAAGGUGUGUUAAAGGUACACAACAAUGAUUAUUGUUCAUCUAGAGUGACUUGCCAGUACCCGUCCUUCUCAUCCAGUAUGGUAAAAAAAAAAAAAUUCCAAUUAGUUUGGAUCGCACAUCAUCAGGUGUAGGAAUUUAAAAAUGUUUUUUAUAGCUUUGUUAAGAUCUCUGGGAUCCAAGCAGACUCUGAGGUUUCCAUUUUUCUGUUAUUACAAGACUGUUCUCCCAGGCUGUAGGUACAGUCGCAGGACUCACAACUCCUGUCUCUUUAAGUUCUGAAAGCGUUUGCUUAAAUCUGUCUAUGAUGGUAUAGGGAAUUUUCCUACAACCAUGUAUGACACGUGGCACCGUAGAGUCUACACAUAUGUGAUGUUUUCCUGGGAAACAACCAAGUUCAGGGUAUUUUGUUAUUGUCUUUUUUAGUUGCAGGUGAUUUUAUAUUCACCGUGUCUAUUCUCUGAAUGAGCUGUAGAUCUUCACAUGAUUUCGUUCCUAAAAUAAGUGUUGUAUUUUUCAUUUUCUUUGUUGCCCUUUUUCCACCACUUCUAAAGUUGUGCAGCCUCUAGGAAUCAGUUUUGUAUCUGCAUAGGAAACUAAAACCGUGGUAGUUGGUUGAAUUUUCACAAAAGUAGACAGAGUAUUAACCGUUGUAAUUGAUAAUACAUUAGCUUCUGCUCCAAUAUCUAGCUUAAAUGUAACUGUAUUUUCUCCAGUGAUAAUUUGUAUACCAGGCAUGAUCCAGUUUCUGGGCCUGUGUACAUUUAUUUGCUGCCUGUGAGACACCAAUAAACAGAGAGUCUAUUUCCUUCUUUUUAUUCUUUUUCAAAAGAUGAUUUUUUAUUCUGCAGCACAAAAUGCAUUUGCAUUUCCACUGCAUUUGUGACAUGUUGCCCCAUAAGUCUCUUUAAUUCUGCAGAUUGACUCAGCUUUCUCUAAUGGUAAAUCAGGAUCAGCUAAAAGUUACUCUUUUAGUGUAGGAUUGGUAAUGCUGAACCCAAUUUUAUCUCUGAGCAUGAGAUCUUCUGUGUAGGCUUGGGCGAAUUUGACCCAUUUUUUUUCACCAAAAAUCCGCCGCCAGCGAAAUGGCACCAGCGGCCAUUAAAGUCUAUGGGCGUUUAAUUUUCUUUGACCCGCAGCAAAUUUUAUCUCAUGCGCGUCAUUUUUUUUGGACGCAAAAUCCCAUACAAGUCUAUGGCCAUCAAUUUCGCGGCGAAACAAGUUGAAAAAAUGUGCCCAUCCCGACUUCUUUGUCUUUUAACUCACAAUCUUUUGCUUUCAAUUUCAGCUCUGUCAGAAACGUGUCUAUACCCCAGUGUGUGGCAUGGGUUGUGUCCAGAACUGAUAUCUCUCAAACACACUGUUUUCUCUAGGAUGGAUUGCAGCGCUUUCUGAAAUGUGCCAGCAGUUCAUUCAUAGUGGGUGCUUCAGGAGUCUCAUAUACCACAUUCAUAGUAUUAUACAGCUCCUGGAUAUUUGGAAGCACCAGUUGCAGUCAGAUACAGCUGUCAUUUCUCUUCCCACCAUUCUCCAGUUUUCACUGAGGUUGCCAGAAAAUAUUAAAGGACUUGGAGGUUUAAACUGCUCCAUUCUUAGGCAGGCACACAAUCUUCUAUCUGUAUUAAUAUCCCUUGUAGUAAACAAUAUAUUCUCAG